Molecule: messenger RNA, 1167 nt
Organism: Clonostachys rhizophaga
Lineage: Eukaryota; Fungi; Ascomycota; Sordariomycetes; Hypocreales; Bionectriaceae
Source: the annotation of a GenBank genome assembly
AUGUCCUCCCCCACCUUCAUCACAGUUGGGCGUGCCAUGCCCCUUGAGACACGCCUAGCUCUAAGGCAAGAGCUGCUUGAUGCGGAUGACAAAUUUGUUCUUGAGCUUCCCAAAGUCGAGCUACACGUCCACAUUGAAGGGACCCUGACGCCUGAGCUGAGAUGGGAGCUUGCCAAAAGAAACGGCCAGACACUAAAGCUCGAGCGCACCGGCACCGUGUACACCAGUCUGGAACAGCUACGAGCGUCGUACACCAUCAUGGAACCUCGGCCAGGCCAUAGCAUUGACAAUGCCGAAGAAAGUUUCACUUUCUUCGAGGCUUACUAUGGUGGUUUCGAGGUCCUUGUUACCGAGCAAGACUUUUUUGAUCUGGCUAUGAAUUACUUUCGACGAGCCGCCUCAAUGAACGUUCGCUACUGUGAACCUUUCUUCGACCCUCAAGGCCACACACGCCGUGGGGUUUCUUGGGAAACUAUGAUGGGGGGCUUCCGUAAGGCCCAACAGGAAGCAGAGAAGAGCCUAGGUAUCAAGUCGAAUUGGAUUAUGUGUUUCCUCCGCGACCUAUCAGUAGAGUCUGCAAUGGAGCACUAUCAAGCCGUUCUCCCAUACCGUGAUAUAGUCGUCGGUAUCGGUCUGGAUUCGGACGAGACCGAUCGGCCCCCCUCUCUGUUUGCAGAUAUCUUCGCCUUGGCCAGACAAGCUGGCUUCCGCCUGACUUGUCACUGUGACGUGGGACAACCAACCACACACGAAAACAUUCGGCAGGUGGCAUCGGUCCUUGGGGGAUCCGGUGCAGAGCGCCUAGACCAUGGCCUCAAUGCUGCGCAAAGCCAAGAGCUGAUUCAAUUGAUCAAGAAGAACGGUGUUGGCAUGACCAUAACACCGUGGGGCUAUCUCCGGCAUCAACCAGUCGAUGAGAUCUUCCCGAGGAUCCGAACAUUAUUUGACGCGGGCAUUCUGAUCGCGAUUGGGAGUGAUGACCCGCCAUAUAUGGAGGACUGUUGGAUUAUACACCACCUGCUGCUUGCCAGGAAAAUGUGCUCAUUCACUGACCAUGACAUGGUAACUUUGGCGAGACGUUCUGUUGACAUGUCUUGGGCAUCGGAGUCGGUGCGGGCGGAGAUUAAGUGCGAAAUAGACAAGGUCGUGGCUAAGUAUUUACAUUAA